Molecule: messenger RNA, 378 nt
Organism: Trichobilharzia regenti
Lineage: Eukaryota; Metazoa; Platyhelminthes; Trematoda; Strigeidida; Schistosomatidae
Source: the annotation of a GenBank genome assembly
AUGAUUCUGACAAAAUCAAUGGAAAAGUUGACUGUUGAAUUGGGCAGUAUUUUGAAGGAUGACAUGAGAAUUGAUGGAGAUUUGGGCUGUGUGCUGUUAGAUCUUUCUUCUGAUGGUAUAAAUCGUGAAUUUGCAUUGAUGACUGACAUGAAGUGGAAGCCUGAUUAUGAUAGGUACGAACUGAAUUAUGAUAAGGAAUCAUGGAUGAAGUGUGCUGCCACAGCGGCUGCUUAUAUGUACAAGUCUGUUGGUGAGAGUGUAUCACAGCCAUUACGCGUAUGGCUAAGCAAUGCAGCGAGUGCAAUGAUUCUCCAAGGACUACUUGGAGAGUUGACUACUUCAUCAACACAAGCAGAUACGAAGAGAAAUGCAAAAUGA